AUGGCCAUGUAUGUGUUGUGGUAUUGGGUACACACAGGAGAGAAUCUGUAUUCUUGCUCUGACUGUGGAAAGAGUUUCUCCCGAUUGGAUACCUUAAAAAGUCACCAAUUAAUACAUAAAGGACAGAAGCCUUACUCCUGCUCUGACUGUGGGGUGAGUUUCUCCCAAUUGGGCCACUUAAUAACACACCAACGUAUACACACAGGAGAGAAGAAAAACUCCUGCACUGACUGUGGGAAGAGCUUUACAACAUCACAAGCUCUGACAUUUCAUAAGAGAGUGCACACUGGAGAUAAGCCUUACUCCUGCUCUGACUGUGAGAAGAGUUUCUCCCGAUUGGGCAACUUAAAAACACACCAACGUAUACACACAGGAGAGAAGCCUUACUCCUGCUCUGACUGUGGAGAGAGUUUCUCCCGAUUGGGCAACUUAAAAACCCACCUACGUAUACACACAGGAGAGAAGCCUUACUCCUGCUCUGUCUGUGGGAAGAGUUUCUCCAUAUCGGGCAACCUAACCCACCAAUGUAUACAUAAAGGAGAGAAGCCAUUCUCCUGCUCUGCCUGUGGGAAGAGCUUCUCCAUGUCAGGCAACUUGAAAACCCACCAACGUAUCCAUAAAGGAGAAAAGCCUUACUCCUGCUCUGACUGUGGGAAGUGCUUCACAACAUCAACUGAGCGAAAAAAUCAUCAAAGAAGACACACAGGAGAGAAGCCUUCCUUCUGCUCUGACUGUGGGAAAAGUUUCUCCCAAUUGACUACUUUAAAAACACACCAACGUAUACACACAGGAGAGAAGCCAUACUCCUGCACUGACUGUGGGGCGAGUUUCUCCCAAUUGUGCCACUUAAAAAGACAUCAACGUAUACACACAGGAGAGAAGCCGUACUCCUGCACUGACUGUGGGAAGAGCUUCACAACAUCACAAGCUCUGACAGUUCAUCAGAGAGUACACACUGGAGAGAAGCCUUACUCCUGCUCUGACUGUGGGAAGAGUUUCUCCCAAUUGCAUGCCUUAAAAAGUCACCAACUAAUACAUAAAGGACAGAAGCCUUACUCCUGCUCUGACUGUGGGAAAUGCUUCAUUAACUCAUCUCAAUUAACCAUUCAUCAGAGAGUGCACACUGGAGAGAAGCCUUACUUCUGCUCUGACUGUGGAAAGAGUUUCUCCCGAUUGGAUACCUUAAAAAGUCACCAAUUAAUACAUAAAGGACAGAAGCCUUACUCCUGCUCUGACUGUGGGAAUUGCUUCAUUAAAUCAGCUAAAUUAACCAUUCAUCAAAGAGUGCACACUGGAGAGAAGCCUUACUCCUGCUCUGACUGUGGGAAGAGCUUCACAACAUCAAGGGCUCUGACAGUUCAUCAGAAAAUGCACACUGGAGAAAAGCCUUACUCCUGCUCUGACUGUGGGAAAUGCUUCAUUAAUUCAGCUAAAUUAACCAUUCAUCAGAGAGUGCACACAGGAGAGAAGCCUUACUCCUGCUCUGACUGUGGAAAGAGUUUCUCCCGAUUGGAUACCGUAAAAAGUCAUCAAUUAAUACAUAAAAGACGUAAGCCUUACUCCUGCUCUGACUGUGGGAAGAGUUUUUCUCCACUGGGCAACUAAAAACCCCACCAACAUAUACAUAAAGGAGAAAAGCCUUGCUCCUGCUCUGACUUUGGGAAAUGCUUCAAAACAUCAGGUAAAAGUUAAUCGUUGAACACACACAGGAGAGAAGCCUUACCACUGUGACUGUGGGAAGAGUUUCUCCAGAUUGAAUACCUUAAAAACACACCAAUAUAAACAUGAAGGAGAGAAGCCUCAUCAGUUGACUCAGACCAGUUAAGAUUAAAGUCACUCCAUCACUUCAUUCUCACCUCAUAAAGGAAGUGGUAACAGUGAAUUUGAUAACAGUAAGAAAGCAUAUGUGAGUGAAAAAGUGCGUAUUUACCUGCUUUAUUGAUUAUAUCUGUAUGAAUGUUGAUAGUUAACAACUAUGUGCUUGGCAAUAGUAAGAUGUCUUACUGUUGCUAGGGGAUUUCAUAACUGCUGUGAUUUUCACAAGGAUGGUUCCCUUUAGCUUCCCACAGCUGGUCUAGGCGUAUAGUUAAGGACAUAGUGUGAUUCGGGAUAGAGAUAGCGUGAGGAACAGAACAGACCUGUUAUUGUUUUCAGUUAUCUUUGCUUCUGAGAAACUUGGUCACGUGGCCAAAGACAAAGAGCCUCUCAGAGUGACCACAGUUUUUCAGUCCAUUCUGUUAUUUUCGUAUCUUUCAAGGGCAGUGUGGAGAUAUGAAGAGAACAGAGGCUAGCUUGAGCAGAAAGGAGUAACAGAACGUUAUCACUUGUUUGUGCUGUAUGAUCUCACACACCUGAUACACAUAACCACAAGAUGAACACAAGGUAGCUCGUGAUGCCCCGAUCUGCCGGGGAGGGGUGGAACCAGCCAUGACACAGCAUUUUUAGGUCUACUAUAUAAGACCUCUGUAUUUUCUGUAUUAUUGGGCACUAUUAUUGACCAGCUCCAUUAUUGCAAUUCUUAAAUAAAGCUGGAAGUUAGUUUGUUGGAAGAAAUCUCUGUCUCUCCCCAUUUGGUUAGAAUUUCCACCACAAGUUGCACACCAUUGCUUCUCACUGUGCAGUGGAAAGGGAGCGUUUUAUACAAUGUUAGCCUCUACUUUACUGAUCAAUGUGUUUUGUUAGCUUCUACUGUAGAGAUAUUGAGAUCACCUUGGAUUUGCCCUGAGGUUGAAAACUCUCUGAGGUUUCUCACAUUGAAUCAAUAGUCUGAGGGUUGACUGUGUGGUACUGCUUCCAUCUAAAGUUUUCUGUGGGAAUGAACUUGAAGACACAACAUGUAUCAGACAGAGAUGGUGUGAUGAGCAGUUUUCAGCAUUAAUUUGGCUGGAUUAUUUUUUGCUACUAAAUGACUAUUUGUUUAAUGAUACACAGGCUAUGAAAUGACUACAUUUAUUUAUGAAAUGUGUCUUUUAAAACUAGAUUUGUUAUUUUAGUCAUUGAUGACGAAUGUGUUUGGAUAACUGCAUUGAACUUAAUGAUCUGCAAAUGAAAAAUAAAGUGUGUACAUGUA
This is a messenger RNA of Coregonus clupeaformis (lake whitefish), 3070 nucleotides long. RefSeq names its product zinc finger protein 658B. The record is from RefSeq and is a predicted model, not a curated record. Gene Ontology annotation, cellular component: nucleus. Lineage: Eukaryota; Metazoa; Chordata; Actinopteri; Salmoniformes; Salmonidae.